Molecule: messenger RNA, 4098 nt
Organism: Ananas comosus (pineapple)
Lineage: Eukaryota; Viridiplantae; Streptophyta; Magnoliopsida; Poales; Bromeliaceae
Product: putative disease resistance protein RGA1
Exons: 6
Coding region: 63-2663 (866 amino acids)
Biological process (GO): defense response to other organism
Molecular function (GO): ADP binding; protein binding
Source: RefSeq, a predicted model, not a curated record
UCCUGAUUCUCAUUUGCCUGAGUAGUGGUGAAGUAGUAGGAGUUAGAGCUAUUCGGAGGAUUAUGGCUUUACCUUUCAUAGCCGAAUCGGCGGCGUCGGCAAUCAUUGAGAAUCUCGUUAGCACUUGCUCAUCCUACCUCGAGGCAUGCCCGGCAGCCUGCGGCAUGCAAGACGAGCUCGAAAGGCUGCAGCACACACUUCCGCAGGUCCAGGCAGUCUUGACUGCGGUCGAGGGGGGUGCACCGGUCAUGGUGCAGAACAAGGCGCUGGAAACGUGGCUGUGGCAGCUCAGAGACGCCGUGGAGAAUGCGGAGGACGUGCUCGACGAGCUGGAGUACUACGAGUUACAGAAGACUAUACAAGAUCGAGAUGACAAGGUGCGUGGUAUUCUAUCUAACUGCAAGAGAAAGUUUGAUAGUUUCGUUAAUCGUAUAUUUAGCGAUGACACACUGAAGCGGUUGAGGGAGGCCGUCAAGGGGUUGGAUCGGGUCAUUGCUGGUAUGGGGCCACUCCUUCAUCUUGUUACUGGGUUAUAUGGCCCUCGCGUUAAGUGUCAGAAACUCGAGGAAAUUAAGAAUGCUCGCGAGACUAGCUCCUUGCUAACCGAAAGUGAGGUGCUCGGACGAGACGAGGAGAGGGACCUGAUAGUUGAAUGGCUGAUCGAACCGGGAGAUGCCGAUGUCAAUGUCUCCACUUUUACAAUUGUUGGUAUGGGCGGGAUCGGGAAGACCACUCUUGCUCAAUUGGUCUAUCGCAACGAAAGAGUGCAAGAGUACUUCGACCCGAUUGUGUGGGUUUGCAUUUCUCAGGAGUUCAAUGUAACUGUGAUAACAAAAAAGAUUUUAGAAUGUGUAAGUAGGGAGCAUUUUGGCGACAACAGUCUACAUGCACUCCAUGAGAAUCUUAAACAAAAACUAACGUCGAAGAGGUUUUUGCUCAUACUGGAUGAUGUUUGGAACGAUGAUAAAAUGAUGGCGUGGGAGAAAUUGGUUGCUCCUUUGAAAUUCGGACAGAGAGGAAGCAAGAUUCUGUUGACAACUCGGAUGCGUUCGGUUGCAGAUAUGGCGGCAAAAGUGAUGAAAUGCAAACAGGAAUCAUUAAAUCUAAAUAAGUUGGAGGAGAGCGACUAUAUGUUGCUUUUCAAUAAGCAUGCAUUCCUCGGUGUGAAUCCUGAUGAUUAUAAAAACUUGCAACUGAUUGGCGAACAGAUAGCGAAGAAACUUGGAGGAUGCCCAUUGGCCAUAAAGGUCAUGGGAGGAAUGCUGAACUCCUGCAUGGACUAUGAAUAUUGGAAGAAAAUCCUGGAAAAAGACAAUGUGAAAUUACAACAAGGAAACGACGACAUCAUGAAAGUUUUAAGAUUAAGCUACGAUCACUUAUCCACAAACUUACAACUCUGCUUUAGAUAUUGUAGUUUAUUUCCGCAGGAUCAUAUGUUUAAGAGAAAAAAGUUGGUCAAUAUGUGGAUUGGUUCGGGUCUGAUUCCACAAUCUAUUUGUGGCAGGGAAAGGCCAGAGGAUAUCGGAAAGGAGUAUUUAAAUCUUUUGACAAGAAAAUCAUUCUUUACCUGUAAAACCCAUGAUAAUAGGGUGGAAAUUACUAAAAAGUAUUUUAUGCACGAUCUGCUGCAUGACCUAGCACGAUCUGUUUCUCUAGGAGAAUGCAUCAAAAUAGGAGGUGAUGUUGCAGAAAAUAUUAUUCCAAAAACAGUUCGACACUUAUCUGUCGAAAUGCUUAAUCUUCUUUCUAUUAGAGAGAUCUCCAAUCUUAAGAAUGUGCACACUCUAGUCAUUUCUGUUAAAGAGGACAAUAGGCAUAAUGCAGAUCAUGCACUUGAAUUUAUCGAGGUUAUAAAAGGGUUUAGAAAGUUACGCUUAUUGAUCUUAGAUGUGAAUUUUCACUCUUAUAAACUGCCCAAUGCACUUAGUAGCUUGAUACACCUCCGCUACCUAUCUCUUUCACUACAGAAAGUUGUGAAUGAAAGCAUUGAAUAUGAUGCCUUGACCAACUUGGUCAAUUUGCGUUCAUUAGAUGUUUCCGAUGAUGUGAUAGAAAAUAUUCCUUAUAUUAGCAAAUUACCCUUCAUCCACAUAUUAAAAAAUUUUAUCGUUCAAGAGAAGAGUGGUUACAAAAUCGGUGAACUAAAGAACCUCAGGGAACUUCGUCACCUGUGUAUUAGGAAACUUGAAAAUGUGAAGAGUUCUGAAGAAGCCAUCGAGGCCAAUUUAAACGAGAAAAAAUAUCUCAAAUCAUUGGGAUUGCGAUGGUCUGAAGGCCACUCCAAUAGUGCAGAAGCGGAUGAGCAGCUCCUCGAUAACCUCUGUCCACAUAUCAAUCUCAAGAAGAUGCGCAUUCAACAAUACCAAGGUGCUAAAUCUCCAUGUUGGAUGACAAAUCUGUCUCUUGUCAAUUUGACAACCAUCGAGCUAAUUGAUUGUAAAAGAUGGGAGCACCUCUCGCCUCUUUGGCAGUUUUCUUCGCUCCAGCAUCUUUUCUUGCAGGGACUGCAUGCAAUAAAGCAAAUAGAUUGUUCAUUCUUUGGAAGCAACAAUGGAUGUGCCUUUCCAUCGUUGAAGAAGUUACUUUUAUGGGAUAUGCCUAACUUGGAGGAGUGGAUUGGAAUUGAUGAUAGCAAGAACAUUUUCAGGCUCUUGAAAACUUAAUCAUCAGACACUGUAAGAAGAUCGAAUAUGUUCCACCGGAGCUUUUUGGGAAAUUCAAAGCCUUAAAAUCCUUGCACAUAGAAAAUUGCCCGAAGUUGAGAAAACGUAGGAUCUCAGACAUCGAACUGCCCUCUGUACUCGGUCAUCUCACUAUUUGGUCAUUUGGCGACCUCGAGGUGCCACUGCUGUGGUCAGCGGAUUUAACCUCUCUUAUAUGGUUGGAAUUACUCGAUUGUGCAAGUAUAGCAUCCCUUCCCCCGGCACAAGUGUGUGCACGGUGGACGAUGCUUUCCCGCUUAGACAUAAAGAACUGCAAAGAACUGUCAUCAUUUGGUGGAAUACAAGCUCUCGUAUCCCUCCGUUCUUUAGAUAUUGAAGGGUGUGACAAGCUAAUUGAAGUUGCCCUUCUGCUGCAGCCUCCGUUCCCAAACGAUGUCGGCCAAAAAAAGAAUGCAGUACUGGGCUCCUUUAUGAAGAAUGGUAGACUAUCAAUUGACCACCACGCGCUCCUGCUCAUGGAGCCAUUGAGAAGUCUCUCCUCCCUCUGCUCGUUGACUCUCUCUGAUGCUUCGCAACUCGCCUCCUUACCUGAGGAAUGGCUACUACAAAAUCACGCUGCCCUCGAACAAUUUUGGAUACGGAAUGCACGCUCCCUUCAGUCCCUACCCCGCAGCAUGACAAAACUGUGUUCCCUCGUCAUUUUGAGUGUGGAAGAUGCUAUUCUUAUCUGGUCACUUCCAGAUCUGCCUACUUCACUGCGUUGUCUAGUCAUCAACGGGUGUCACCCUAUGUUGAAGGAGCGAUGCCAAGAGAAUAUAGGCCUUGAUUGGCCCAAGAUUGCCAACAUCCGUUAUGCGAGGAUUGAACUAGCAUUUGCAGGUCGUGAUGAUGAUGCAUAUUUAAUUCCUCUCUCUAGGAGUACAAACAAGAUGCGAAGUCCCGCUGAUGAUGAGUUCGAACAUAAGAGAAGCAUGACGAAAGCUUUGUCAGUUUGUUAAAUUUCUUGGUGCAGGGCUGUAGUAAUGGAACAUGCAAGGAUUAGGACUCCGUAUUGGCGCUCGAAUUAAUCUAUUUUCCCUUAUCAGGCAUUAAACAGGCUUAAAAUCUUACUACCUAUGUUGUAUCCACUUUCCGGAGUAAAUUUGACAGCUACUCCGUCGAUAAUACUCAGGCCGACAUCUCAUCGUCAAGCGGGCAUCGACUUGCAACCGCGUCCUGCAGCUGCUUGCUUCUACUUUCUUUACGGUUUUCCAAAAGAGAAAAAAAAUUAAUUUCCUGAUGCAUUGAACACAGAAAAGCACACUCAAAACUCGAACAGACCGACAACUGUUGCUUAUGUUCAGUUCAGUCUGCAAUCUCUGUAAGGUAAAAUUGUAAUGAAACCUAUGCAAUUAUAGGCCAUUGCGAAAUAGGCCCCUCAACUUCACAAUUUGUU